GCUCGUGCCGAAUUGCAGAUCGUGGGCAUGGAGGAGCCCAAACGGCGUUCCAAGAAGGCCAAGGAGCAGUUGCAGGCUCCGUCGCAGGAGCGGCUCCGUCACAGGAGCGAGGAACGGCUCCGUCACAGGAGCGGCUCCGUCACAGGAGAGGCUCC
Molecule: messenger RNA, 155 nt
Organism: Effrenium voratum
Lineage: Eukaryota; Dinophyceae; Suessiales; Symbiodiniaceae
Source: the annotation of a GenBank genome assembly